AUGGAGACUUCAAAAGGAAGAGGUCCAGGACAAAAUAAAAUAUUUUGGAGCGAAGAUGAAGACAAACACUUGAUUGAAGCACUUAUGGAACUGAAUAAUGAAGGGAAGUUUAAAGCUGAAGGAAAUUUCAGGCCAGGUCAUCUUAGAGCUCUUGAGAUGAAAUUAAAGGAGCGAAUGCCUGCUUGUGAUAUACAAGCUAAGCCACACAUUGAGUCUAGAAUGAAGACUUUGAAGACUCAUUUUCAAGUGGUUCAUGAAAUGUUGACUGGACCAUUUUGUAGUGGAUUUGGGUGGGACAACGACAGAAAAACUGUUACUGCAGAAAAGUCAGUGUGGGAAGCAUAUUUGCAGAGUCACAAAGAAGCAGCCCCCUUCAAGAUCAAGUCAUUCCCUUGGUAUGAUGAUUUAUGUAUGGUUUUUGGCAAGAAUCGUGCAACUGGAAAAAAUGCGGAGACUGCAGCAGAUGUUGUUGAAGAACUUCAAACUGAAGAAGAAAACACUACUCUUGAAGAAGAUGAUUUCAACUAUGCUAACAAUGUCAAUGAAGUGCCAUCUAUGUCUAUUUCAGAUGCAACAAGAGGUGCUCAAUCUCACACUCAACCAGAUGGGUCUUCAAAGAAGAAAAGGAAAACUACAUGA
Humulus lupulus (European hop) is the source of this 639-nucleotide messenger RNA. RefSeq lists its product as uncharacterized. The transcript is spliced from 3 exons. Bases 1 to 639 code for a protein of 212 amino acids. NCBI's taxonomy places the organism in Eukaryota, Viridiplantae, Streptophyta, Magnoliopsida, Rosales, Cannabaceae. The record is from RefSeq and is a predicted model, not a curated record.